UCCAGCAGCCAGUGAGCGGAAGAUUUGUAAUCUGUCACAGAGCUGCGGAGCCGCUGGCUUCCUCAAAGGAGCCACCGACAAAGAGAGAGUCAGCGAGGCGACACGCAAGGGAAGGUCCCGGGCUGACUUUCCUCGCCUCUCCACGAUGCUCGCCCGGCGUCAGCGCCGCCUUUUUUAACGCAAAUCCUGUCUGAACUUACCUUAUCCCAACCGGGAGGACAGUUAAAUUUUUACAGUCUCAGUUUUAGACGCAGAGACGGCUCCUGAAGGACGAAUGACUCCACCGGCUCCCCUCCUGAUUUCAUUCUGCUAAAAGCUCUUGAGCGGGAGGCGACAACAGUUUCUUCAUGGCGUCCCCGCAACAGUCAAGAAUUCAGUCUUAUCUGGAGAGGAAUAAAAUCGGACCCUUGUUUGAGGAGUUGAUGACCAAGCUGAUAACUGAGACUCCAGACCAUCCAAUCCCAUUUCUUAUUGAUCACCUGCAGACCAAGCAAGACAGCCCAGGAAAACUGCACAGAGCUUUCUCUGGAUCAGCAGCUCUGUGGGCACAGAGUUCCCCUGAAAACAAAAACACUCGAAGAGAAUACAGCAACUUCGAGAAGCCAUGGCAAAUUACUCCAAAGAAACCAAAAAAGUCAAAGAGUGACCUGGCUGUUUCAAGCAUCUCUCCACCUUCACCAGAAUCCAAAUCUUUGCCGCGAUCAGUGGAGUGCCCGUCCUGGGACUGGAGGGAGAGCCGGGACUUUGAUGAGCUCAGCCACAUCUUGCAGGAGAGCAAAAAGCUUGGCAAAGCCCUGGAGAGCCUGUCACGAAGCAUUGCAAUCUCUGAUGAGCUUGACCAGCAUUUUCUGGGGUAUAACGCAGUUCUGCGUCCCCGGGUGGUGGGCGAGUGGGUCGGCCGCGAGGACAACGACGCAGACCCGCUGGCCGCUGAGAUGCUGCAUCCUCCCGUCCCCCGAGCUAAAACCGAAGUGUGCUGGAGCGGAGAGAACAGCCCUGUUCGAAGCUUGAAGAUGGAAAUAAAAAGCAAAGGGCUAAGGGAGCAGCAGCAACAUCACAAGAAGCUCUUGGCAGCCAUGUUGUCCCAGGACUCAUUUGAUUCGGUAAACAGUCCCGCUUCCUCUGUCGUAGAAGAAGAGAUUGAGGACGAAGAUGAUGCCAUGGAACUUCUGGAGGACCUGGAUGACCUGCGGAUGGAGGGUGUAAUGGGGCUGGCCUCGUCCGGGAGUAAGUUCAGCCAGGGACGCAGCUCCUAUCAGUCUGAACCACAGGCUAAAGUUACCCUCAACAUCUGUUCUAGAUGUGCAAGGCUGCAGGGAGACACACUAUCAGACAGCCGAUCUGAAGAGGAUCACAGGCCUCGCUUAUCUGAGCAAGCUGUGCCUGACAUCUCUUCAGCGCCAAUGCCCGGGGUGGACACUGUGGCGGGUCGACUUCAGGAAUGUGAGGCCUUAUCUCAAGUAACAAGCUCUCGUCAGGCUGUCUGGGAGGCUGAUCUGAAGUCUGCAAGAGGUGGGAGUUCUGUUGGGCAGACGGGGCUGCUGCUUGGCGACUCCCUCUUUUCCAAAGAGCUGGAGAACAUGGGCAAACAGCUUGCUGAGGUUGAGAAAGACCUGGCCAAACUGGCAGAAGUAGGAAAGAUGACCAGUCGGAGCGCCAACAAUCCACAUGGAAGUCUACUCCACACCCCGCUACGGCACCGAACACUACCAGACACUCUUCCUCUCACCAGCCUCAUCUCCAGACCUCAGUCUCCAGCCGGUGGCCUCUCAGGCAAAUCCUGUGGUAUCGGCCUCCCCUUGCAGAGCCCCAAGCCCACCUCGCUGUCCAUGUCAAUGGGCAGGACCCCCAGCAACCCUGGUAGCAGAACUCAAACCCCCAGAACACCCAGCAGACCCCUGACCCCAAACAGCUUAUUGGCGCGCUCCUCCUUUAAUCCCGGCACUCAUAAAGAAGUAACAUUCCGGAGGUCAAGGAGCCGACCUGUGACGCCUACAAGUCAGCCGCCACUUCCUCGACCACUGCUCACCCCUCCGGGACUAAGUACCACAGACAGCCUUGGUGCCAGCCUUCGGGCGUAUCUGUCUGAGGAUGAGUUUUACCAGCAGCUUCAGGCCAUCAGACAGCCCUGGCAUAUUCCCAGUGACACAGACAGUGACAUCAUGGAGCCUCCUGAACAGGAUAAAAGUAGUUCACGGGAUGCCAACAAAAGAUCCGUGUUUUCAGGCCUAUAGUGAUGAAAACCAGAAGACUUGAUCCAAUCAAACAGUUAUGCAAAACACUGGAUAUUUUGAAUAACAGUUCAAAGAUAAUUAUUUUUGUAAAGCAUAUGAAUGAAUAUAACAAAAAAGAUUGUAUACUUUUUUCACCCUGUUUCAUAAACAUUGUACUGUAACUGAAUGAUCAACUAAGAAAAUCUUACUUGAAACUAAGGGAAAUGCUGUUUAUUUUUGUUUGCAUUGACGCAUGAUAUUGAACUUGUGUAUAGAGACCAGUAACAAGAAGCAUUUCGUCCCUAAUGGACUCCUUUUCUAGACCUAGUGCAGAUUUACACUUCAGGACAGCACACCCAUUUAAUGAAAGUGUUUAUCGACAUGGACUGUUAAAAGAAUUUGUGCUUUUCAGAUAGAAAAAAACAAGUUGUUGAAUGGAAUACAUGGAAUGCUGUUAAAUUAAUUAAACUGUUUUAGUGCACUUU
This is a messenger RNA of Gambusia affinis (western mosquitofish), 2698 nucleotides long. It is a transcript of the gene lg21h8orf34, whose product is annotated as linkage group 21 C8orf34 homolog. The coding region runs from base 348 to 2234 and encodes 628 amino acids. Lineage: Eukaryota; Metazoa; Chordata; Actinopteri; Cyprinodontiformes; Poeciliidae. The transcript is spliced from 15 exons. The record is from RefSeq and is a predicted model, not a curated record.